ACCCUGGUCUCGUCUGGUUGAACAGAGAGGCAAAAAGGUUCCAGAUCCCAUGGAAACAUGCAACAAGGCAUAGCCCCCAGCAGGAAGAAGAAAAGACAAUAUUUAAGCAGACUCACCCAUGGGAUCAUCUAGUACAGGCAGCUGCACCCCUGAGCAAACAUGGCCAAAGACUGAGCCUCAGGAGAUGGAAGUGCCCCCAACAUCAGGCCCUGCUGACUUUUUCAGUUCUCCCGAGAUGUGGAUCAGUUCCCUACUAAUGACUGACUUAGAAAUCCAGUUCUAUUAUCGGGGCAAAGAGAUGGGUCAGGCGACUAUAGUCAGUAAUCCUCAAGGCUGCCGACUUUUCUAUGGCGACCUGGGACCAAUGCCCAAUCAGGAAGAGCUGUUUGGACCCAUCACCCUUGAACAAGUUCGCUUCCCUGGGACAGAACAAAUUGUAAAUGAUAAACAGAAGCUCUUUACUAGUCGUCUUCUUGAUGUCAUGGACAGGGGUCUGAUAUUAGAAGUCAGUGGGCAUGCCAUAUAUGCAAUCAGACUGUGCCAGUGUAAAGUCUACUGGAGUGGGCCCUGCUCACCAUCUCCGACUACCCCAAACCUUAUUGAAAGGCAGAAGAGAGUUAAACUUUUCUGUCUGGAGACUUUCCUUAGUGAACUUAUUUGUCAUCAGAGGGGGGCUCCUACAAAGCAGCCACCAUGUGAAAUCUACUUAUGCUUCGGAGAGGAGUGGCCAGAUGACAAAUCCAGAGAAAGAAAGCUCAUUAUUGUUCAGAUAAUACCAGUUGUAGCACGUAUGAUACUUGAGAUGUUUAGUGGGGACAGCACCCGUUCCUUUGACAGUGGAAGCAUCCGUCUGCAAAUCUCUGUCCCUGACAUCAAAGACAACAUUGUUGCUCAUCUGAAACAACUGUAUCGCCUUCUUCAGAACCACCAAGGGCCAGAUGCUUGGCCUCUCAUGCAGCCCCAAAACAUGCACCUGGCUGAGACACUUCAAACCCAGUGAGGACUGGUUCCUCACAAAACUUUUGUCUUUUUAAAGCAGCACAAACUACUGCCCCUGCUGGGGGACCUUUUACUAUAUUAGAGUGUAGACGAAGGACCCCCCCAGUAAUAUGGAAGCUUUAAUGCAUUAACAUCCUAGGUCCAAUCAAUUGUAUACCCCUUGCACAUAUCGGACAUGCUGUUUUAGAGUCAUUGUAGCUUUAAAAGCAGCGAAUAUUACUGGUUCCACAGGGGAGCCUGCAGCUGCCCCAUUUGUGAAUUUACAGGUUAGAAUGGGACACGUGGGACAGAAAAGCAAGACACAGCCCUGUUUGAAAACAGACAAGUGGAUUUUAUUCAUUUUUGUCACUAGACAUACAGGUUAGCAUGGGGUUUUAUCUUCUUGUAUUUUUCCAGAAGCUGAAUAAAAUGCUUCACAAUACAUUAAGGCUUACUGAAAGCUGUUUUUUCUAUAGCAUGAGCAGAAAUUUAGCUUUCUGCAAAUUUUACCACCAUUGUACUUGUACUCUACUUAUUUAUUAUUUUUAUUGCAUUAAAUUUAUUUUUUCUUCUCCAGUAACAUAUUAAAAUAAUUUCAUAGUAUAGUAUUCAGUGCUGUUAGUGUGAAACCAUAGGACUAUGUGGCAUGAAGGUCAGAUGAAGGGGGGAGUACAUCUACAAAUUCACUUUUUUUUUUUUUAGAAACCUUGAUUUCUCAUCAAGCAUUCACCAGUAACUAAAUAGCCCAUCUAAAUUCUAGAAUAGAAGGAGAACAAAUAUCAUUUGAUUAAAAAAAAGAUAUAGCUUCAUUGCCAUCUAAAUCACUUCUACAAUUUCAAUUUGGUGGUUGGAAAAUAACGAAAAAUAUGUUACUGAAAUUUACUUUUGUGUACAACAUGCUCAAGUUUAUGUAAAAUUCCCUCAAUUUUUUUUUUUUAAUAGCAAAAUUAUACUAUUUGGGGAAAAUUACAUGACUGCAAUACUUUUUAAAUAAAUAUUUAAUAACCAUGCAAAAUUAAACAAAUAAUUCAUUGGUGCAAACAAUGUAUUCAUAAUCUGCUAAUAAAUACCCUUUUUUCCAAGAAAA
Molecule: messenger RNA, 2065 nt
Organism: Xenopus laevis (African clawed frog)
Lineage: Eukaryota; Metazoa; Chordata; Amphibia; Anura; Pipidae
Product: interferon regulatory factor 6-like
Exons: 5
Coding region: 119-1000 (293 amino acids)
Source: RefSeq, a predicted model, not a curated record